Cuscuta campestris is the source of this 1596-nucleotide messenger RNA. The record is from the annotation of a GenBank genome assembly. Lineage: Eukaryota; Viridiplantae; Streptophyta; Magnoliopsida; Solanales; Convolvulaceae.
AAUCAUUUCAGCUGCCACGUGUCAUUCUUUUGUUUGUCCGUUUGGGCGGCCUCUCUCCUAUAUAAAGCGAUGUCCUCCCUAGGAUUUCUUCACUUGCAAAUCUUCGAUUUAAAAAAACCGCCCGGCCGCUUCUACUACUUCCGAGUCCUCCGAGUCCUCUUAUUCCAAGUAACUCUCUUUCUUUCUUCUUCCUCGAGUCAUGUCUGACCACGAACACAGCCUGAAUCCUUCCUCUGAUUCUGAGCGCCCGGCUACUUCUCCACAGAAGAAGCCGGUUGAUGCUUCCACUUGUGCUCCUUCUUCUUCCGUGGCGCAAGUGAUCUCGGUUGCCCAACCUGGGGAUGAGGGCUUCGUUCUGUUGGACGACCGAUUGCUUCAAACGCAAUCGUCGAUCAUGCAGAAGGCCCAGGUCCACGAGGUCAAACCAACAGAGGCCUUUGACCUGGUUGCCUGGGAAACCACUCUCCGGGCCGGGGAUGCCUCCACCCGCGGUCUUUACCAUGUCGGGAAGUGGAGCGUCUACCCCGGCUGGGAGACUGACCCUGAGCCGGAGAUUGUCCUAACUGGGGUGAUCCCCGAAGCCAUCCCCAUUAGCCGGGUGAAGGGAUCCAAAGCCCUGGCCACAGCCACCGCCGGUCCUUCACGCCCGGCGAAGAAGAAGAAGGAGAAAGUGGUGAAGUUCCGGUCGAAAUUUGCCAUCCCCCAGAUCGUGGUUGAGGAACCCUCCACUGCUCGGCCACUCAACCCCCCAACCAGCCAGCCUCUCUCUCUGGAGGAGCAGCCGGCCCAAUCCCACCAGGGGACCAGCCAGCCCAUACAUUCGGGGGAGCUCUACAUCAAUGUCGGCCGGAUCGGUGAAGAGUACUUUGCCCGGAUGGUGAAGUCAAAAGAUGAGGAGAAGGCCCGGAUGGAGGCCAUUCUGGUCGAAUGCAGGAAGGAUGCCCAGGCUGCCCGCGCCCAUGCGGAGAAGAUGGAGGCCAAAUGGGUAGAACUCUGCGCGGUCUACCGCCAACUCUACGCCAAGCACGAUGGACUUCUAAAGGCCGCGAAAGAUGCUGAUGACCAAGCCCAGGCCAAGAUCCAGCUCCUGGAGGCUGAAAAUGCUCGGUCGGCUGAGGAGAUCACCCGGCUUGGAGAUAAGCUGGAAAAAGAGCGCUCAGAAAGGGCUUCUCUGGCUGCCGCAUGGGCUGUUCAGGCGCCUGAGGAGUUUGCUUCCCAAGCGCUUCCUGACCGGGAGACCGCCAUCCGCUUCUUCCAAGGCCUGUACAAGCACAAGGUGUCGGCCGGGAUCGUGGAUGAGAUCGGCACCUUUGGUUACGAGAGCGGUCAGUACACGGAGCGGCGGGCCCUCUAUGGCAUCCUUGAGCAGCGAAUCCAAGGAUUUCGUCCCAAGGCUCUAUCUCUGCCCGAUCUGCACGACGAGGAACCGGUCCCUCCAUUCCCUGGAAUCUGACUCCCCUGGCUUUAUCUUUUAUUAUAUUUUUUUUUUACUUCCCGUGUAAUGAUCUGCCUGACGCUUAAAUAUUAACGCAAGUGUUUUUCUUCUAUAUAUUUUCUUCAACUUGAGAUUCUUUAACCGUUUAGAUUAGUAAAUAA